Molecule: messenger RNA, 1628 nt
Organism: Lethenteron reissneri (Far Eastern brook lamprey)
Lineage: Eukaryota; Metazoa; Chordata; Hyperoartia; Petromyzontiformes; Petromyzontidae
Gene: BHLHA9
Product: basic helix-loop-helix family member a9
Biological process (GO): axon development; positive regulation of transcription by RNA polymerase II; sensory organ development
Cellular component (GO): nucleus
Molecular function (GO): E-box binding; DNA-binding transcription factor activity, RNA polymerase II-specific; protein dimerization activity
Source: RefSeq, a predicted model, not a curated record
GGGGGGCAGGUAAAGUCGGUGGGCGGAUGGGACGCGUCAGGUGACAGUCUCAGCGAGGGGCUGAAUAACCCAGACACUCGCUCGCCCGUGCACUCGCAAACCUUGCGAGAGACACGUGCGCACCAUGGCGUGCGGGCGUCCAAACUGGAACCUCCGGCAGCAGCUCAAGGAUGGGCACCCAGGAGCCAGCUCGCCCGAUCAGCAGCAGCAGCAGCAACCGGUGGCACCAGCUGCAGAGGACAUCGCCUGCAAUCGCACACAUAUUUCCUCCUCUUCGUCCAACACCAGUCCCACCACCAGCUCCUCCUUAUCCACCACCAGCUCAUCAUCAUCAUCCUCCUCCUCUUCCACCACUGCCUGCAGUCGUGCUCCCGGCACCUCAGUCGGCAAGCGCAGCCGCUCCAAGGCGCGCAGGAGGGCGGCCAACGUGCGUGAGCGCAAGCGCGUGUCGGACUACAACGAGGCGUUCAACGCGCUGCGCGUCUCCCUGCGCCACGACCUGUCGAGCAAGCGCCUCUCCAAGAUCGCCACGCUGCGCCGCGCCAUACACCGCAUCGCCUCGCUCUCGACGCUGCUGCGCACUCUGGCGCAGGAGGCUGUCCCGGCACCUGCAGCCACAUCAGUACCUGCAGCAGCAGCAGCAGCAUCAGCAGCAGCAGCUGCACCUGCAUCAGCACGUCCAUCAUGUUCAGCAGCAGCAGCAACAGCAGCUCGUGCGAGCUUUCCGCAACCGCCGUCCGCUGCAGCGCACACCCCGGUUCAAGCCCCAGUGGCAGCGCACGCGGUCCUGACCCCCGUGCGUCGCCACGAACCACCCAUCGCUCCGCGAGAAGCGGCCCCUCGCCGCCACCAGCACCACCACCAGCAGCAGCAGCAACAGCAGCACCACCACCACCAGCAACAUCAGCAACAGCACCACCAGCAACAGCAGCAGCAGCAACAGCAGCAGCAGCAGAACUACGCGCAGCCGCGCCUGCAGUGCCGAGCGUCCGGCAACUUGCAGCAGUUUGGCGCGCCCCCCCAAAGGGAGCAGCAGCCCCCCCAGAGACGGCUGGGAAGGGACGCACGAUUGGGGGGCCUCGGCGGGUGGCAGGCACGCUGCAUGGAAUGCUGACCGGUCGCCUUGUGGUUUUACAGCCCCCCCACCAAGCCCGUUGAAGUGUUGCUUGUGGAGUAUUAUUGGACUAAGUGGUCACGUUCCAUCCAUUACCUCCUGCAUUCGGGACCCGUUCGUUCAAUCUCCUGCGCGCAAUAUUACGCGCAGAUGAUGCGCGUUUAUCGACAGUAAGUACAUUGCAAUGGCAAGUGUGAUCUGGCUGUGUACAUGCUGUGUACGCCCACCUCUUCCAAGACGUCUGGUCAACGUGGAAGAGGAGACCAAUACCCCCCCCCCUUCCGCCAGCAGUGGCGUGGGCAUGUAAGCAAUUGCAGGGCUGCUCCUUAACCUUGUACGUAUGUAUACAUGCCACUGUGACGUCCGAAUUAAAUGUUUGGUGAGGAUACAGUAAGUGCAUUGCAAUGACGAGCGUAAUACACAGUGUACAUAUUGUGGACAUUGGAAUUAACAAUGUCAGUCAAUUAGACUUCUAAUUUAAUAUAGUCCUCUGAAACAAGGGGCUCGUGCAAAC